UGUUCUGUUUGUGUGUCACUCCAGUUACCCGUACAGUGAAGACAGCAGUCAGGGGAAGCAGUACAUGAACACCAGAUGCCCCGCCUGGUGUGACCGAAUCCUCCUGUCGUCCUCCGCCAGAGACCUGGUCCUAAAGCCUGAAAAUGAAGAGAAGUCCAUAGUGUAUGAUAACAUCGGGCCCAAUGUCUGCAUGGGGGACCACAAGCCCGUCUUCCUGUCCUUCCGAAUAACAGCGGGGGCAGGGAAGUGUUGCCAAAGGGGGGAGCAGAUAUUCCGUGAAGCGCCUCUGUGAGAAGAAACAAACAGGACACCAACACACACAUGCAAACACACACGCACAAAUACACACAC
This is a messenger RNA of Labrus bergylta (ballan wrasse), 351 nucleotides long. The record is from RefSeq and is a predicted model, not a curated record. Lineage: Eukaryota; Metazoa; Chordata; Actinopteri; Labriformes; Labridae.